Molecule: messenger RNA, 2473 nt
Organism: Gaeumannomyces tritici R3-111a-1
Lineage: Eukaryota; Fungi; Ascomycota; Sordariomycetes; Magnaporthales; Magnaporthaceae
Exons: 3
Coding region: 297-2201 (634 amino acids)
Biological process (GO): transmembrane transport
Molecular function (GO): transmembrane transporter activity
Source: RefSeq, a predicted model, not a curated record
CCUGAAACCUGUACACACAUCGUCGAUCUUGACAACGGUAUGCCUGUGCGGGCAGGAGGAGCUCCCACCAUUCAAGGUGAUGGGAUGACCGGCAGCUCAACCAAACAUGGCCAAUAGCCUCAAGAUCGCCACCGGCACUCCCUCCCUGGCAGAGCGCUUUGCCGACCGUCAUACCCACCGACUUCAUAUACAACCCAAUGCCUCUCACCAUCCCCGAGCCCUCCCGUGUCUAGCUCACAGCGCCCACCUCCCCCCUCCCCUUCCCAUUCCGCCUUUGAGCGAAGAUCCACCGCAAGAUGCCUACCAGGACACCCAGCAGGACCUCGGCCGCUGAGCAGGAGGACAACAGCCCCGGGAGUGUCUACCUUGUCUCCGGGGACGGCCACCUUCUCAGCCUCCCCAUCCCCAGCAGCUCGCCCCACGACCCCCUCGGCUGGAGUCUGCUGAAGCGAUGCCGCAUCAUCUCGCUCAUCACGGCCAUGGCCGCCAUCGGCGUCGCGGUCCAGCAGUUCCCGUCCCUGAUCGUCAGGGCCUUGAUCAAGGAGAUGGGCGAGGCGACCUGGGGCCCCUUUACGAUGAACCACGUCGACGCUGUUCCAACGCUCUUCAUGGGCAUCGGGUGCCUGAUAUGGACGCCCAUGUCGCUCUGGCUCGGCCGCCGCCCCGUCCUGAUCCUGUGCGCCGGUUUGAUGCCGGUUGCCACUCUACUCAGCGGCAUGUCCACAUCUUUUGCCAUGUACAUCAUCUCCAUCGCCCUCCUGGGCCUUGCCAACGGAGUGGCGUUUAGCACGGGUCUCCUGGUCCUCAUCGACGUCACCUUCAUCCACCAGCGCUCCAACGCCAUCGCGGCCGACUGGGGCGUCGCCACCUUCAUCACGCAGCUGCUCAUCAGCCUCGUGCCCCUGACCAACGACGUCUCGACCUAUUGGCGGCCUAUCUACCGCGCCUGGGCCGUCCCCUCAGCCGUCCUCUUUGUGCUCGUCUGGCUCUUCGUGCCCGAGACCUACUUCCUGCGCCCGCCCGUCGCCCUCGACGGCCGCAUCCUCGUUCAGGGCGGCUCCGAGAAGGUCCGCAUGUACGACGACUGGGACCAGGUCCCCGGCGGGCGGCCCGCCGCGCCCGAGGAUGCCGUCUACGGCGGCGGCAGUAAGCGUGGCAGCAGCGACGGCAGCGGCGACGACGAGUACGGCCUCGGGGUUAGUGUUGCUACUGCUGCCAUGGCGGAGCCGACCACCCCCGGGCGCGCCGCCGUGGCCCUCACCCUCGUCCGCUCGCCCUCCCACAACGGCUCGCUCGCCGUCACCCGCUCGCCCUCACAUGCCGGCUCGUUCGCCUCGCUGACGCCACUCACACCCACACCCCUCAUGCCCUCCCUCGCGCGCAACGCCCAGCUGCGCGGGCCCUCGGGCGGCGGCAACCGCUACAGCGCGCCCUCGUGGGCGGAGAGGCACAUGUCGGUGCACAAGGCGGCCGGUGGCGACUGGCGGUCCGCGCUCGCCUUCUUCCCGCAGACGGGCCUGUGCCUGGUCAACCCGCUCCUGUUCUGGGUCGCGCUCCUAAACGCCGUCAACUUCGCCGGCAUGGUCUCCAUCGGCUCCACCUACCCGGCCGUCCUCAUGGCUCCCCCUUACAGCCUCGAGCCCCGGUCCGUGUCGCUCGUCAACCUGGCCGCCGCGCUCGGCAGCCUGCUCGCCUGGCCCGGGUCCGGGCUCGUCAUCGAGCGCCUGACGAACCGCCUCACGCGCCGCAAGGGCCGCGGCGUCCGCCACGCCGAGUACUACCUCCUCGGCUUCGCCCUGCCCGUCAGCACGGGCGUGCUGAGCCUGGUUCUCUACGGCCUCGCCGUGCGCCACGGCUGGCAUCCGGCCUGCAUCUACGCGUCCUACGGGCUCAACAGCUUCUCGUACGCCAGCGGCGGCGUCGCAAACACCGUCUGGGCCGCCGCCGUCUUCCCGCGCUGGGCCGCCGCCGCCCUCGCCGUCGUGGGCGGCGUCACCUACGUGCUCAGCUUCGGCCUCAGCUUCGCCAUCCCGCCCUGGAUCGCGUCCCAGGGCUUCGCGGGCGCGAACCUCCAGAUCGCCGCCAUCGUGCUGGUGCUGGGGCUCGUCGCGGUGCCCGUGGCCUUUUGGGGCCGCAACGUGCGCCAGUUCAUACACUCGCGCUGGGGUGCGUACGAGGCCGGCGCCGUGCGGCCUCAGUGAUGAGGUGCAUGCCUGCUUUGCGCCGCCUACUUUGUUACGUCUCGUCAUUCUCCUUUGUUUCUUUCUGCCUUCUUUCUUUCGGAUAGAUGCGGGCACGUCUUUUCUAGAAGAUUGGAGUGUAGGCCCUUUGCCCGCUCGAGAGACCUUUACCCCAUUUCUAGUGUAAAAAAAUGUGUUGGUGAUAUGACUUGGCGCGUUUAGUUCAAGAGGACAGCCUAGACUAGAUCUUUCAGACUUGGCAAUAAUGAAAUACUGUACUUUACGACAAGGAA